UCGCUUGAACACACGAGAGUUUCUAGGCCCUGCACGUAAUCGCGUGUCCACGCACGGUGAACGCUAGCACUCGUUUGCUAGACGGCCGGCUAGCAAAACGAGUCGAUUUCUCCUGGUGCGCGAUAUCGCGGUAAGAGGUGGAGGAUACGUUACUCGUCGAAAAAUUGGAGGGUAUUGUCGAAGGCACCGGUUACGAGGGGACCUUGUGGUAGUUAGACAGGAAACGAUAGGAACGAGACAGAAUAGCCGAGAAGACGGAAAGGAGAAAAGAAGAAAAGAAGGAAAGAAAGAACGGUGGAAGAAGAGGAAGAGAGACGGAAAUAAAGAAGAACGAAAGGUAGCCAGAGUGUACAGGACACACGAGGAGAGAGACGACAGGGCGAGAGAAAGACACACACGAAGCGCGUUAGAGUGCGUGAUCCAAAAUGGCGCUGAACCAGGACGUGGACCAGUUGUCGAAGAGUAAUCUCGUGGUAAGGAUCGAUCAAAACUCCGAAUCGGAUCUACAAGCGCUAUUCGACAGCGUCCUGAAGCCAGACUCGAAGCGUCCGCUGCAAGUACCAUUGCGCAUGCGCAAUCUACCAGAUUCCUUCUUUAAUCCACCGUCGACGGGUAGCAAAAGUCCCUCGAUCUCGCAUUCCCGGGAGAAUUCGGCGGAUUCGGCGUUCGGUACAGCAGCCGCGGCCGCGGCGGCAGCGGUCGGCGGCGGUGGGCCAACACCCGGUGGAAACGCGACUGGUACACCGGCUACCGGAGCAGCAGGUGCGGCUACUGGUGGAAGUGGAAAUAGCGCUGGUAGCGGAUCAAACGCCGCAGGUGCGGCCGCGGCUGGCCUUACCGUAGCUCAUCCUCGCGCCCACAGCAGCCCGGCUUCUCUUCAGCAAACCUACGCCUCGGCUCAGCAGGCGCCUCAGCACGCGCCUCAACCGCACGCGCGUCACCAUCAUCACCAGAAGCAGCGCAGCUACGACGUCAUCAGUACGGUCGACGACCUAGGUCCCCUGCCGCAUGGAUGGGAACAGGCGCGCACCCCCGAGGGACAAAUCUACUUCCUCAACCACCUGACGCGAACCACGACAUGGGAAGAUCCACGAAAAACAGCGGCGGCGGCGAACGUUGCGGCUGUGGCCGCAGCCGUCGACAAUGGGAAAUCCUCGACCGGCGCUACCAAUUCUCUAGGUCCAUUGCCCGACGGAUGGGAACAAGCGCGUACUCCCGAAGGAGAAAUCUAUUUCAUUAAUCAUCAGACACGCACCACUUCGUGGUUCGAUCCAAGAAUCCGUAAGUUUCCGAUCUUGCGAAUAGAAUCUUUCACUUUAGUUUCCUUCAUCUUGGAUAAUCAUUUUUAUCCCGAUCGAAUAAUUAAUAAUAAUUGCGCACACGUUUCAGCUACUCAUCUUCAAAGGGCUCCGACCUCAGGUGCAAUGUUACCGCAAAAUUGGCUUCAACAGCAACAACCUACAGGUGGUGGUAUUCAGAAUAAUCAAACAUUGCAAGCGUGUCAACAGAAACUUCGCCUCCAGUCGCUACAAAUGGAACGCGAGCGUCUCAAACAACGGCAACAGGAAAUUAUACGUCAGCAAGAGCUAAUGCUUCGACAGAGCACCACCGACGCCGCUAUGGACCCAUUUUUGUCGGGAAUCAACGAGCAACACGCACGCCAGGAGAGCGCGGACAGCGGCCUGGGCCUUGGUUCCGCUUAUUCCCUCCCUCACACACCGGAAGAUUUUCUUGCAAAUAUCGACGAUAAUAUGGAUGGUACAAGCGAUGGCGGCGCACCCAUGGAGACCCCGGAUCUUUCUACUCUGAGCGAUAAUAUCGAUUCGACCGACGAUCUCGUUCCAUCGUUACAGCUGAGCGAAGAUUUUAGUAGCGAUAUUUUGGACGAUGUGCAAUCGUUGAUAAACCCUAACACGACAAAACCUGAAAACGUGCUGACGUGGCUGUAGUGUGGAGGAGGGAAUUGUCUAUGACAGGCAAGCGAUUUAUGAUGAAAUUGAUUCGUUACAAAAACAAAAAAAAAAAACAAAAAAAAAAAAAUUGCAAUUUCAAUACGUCUAAAACUGAACUGGAAUGAUUCUAGAGGAUCUUACCAAUAAAGUCUAACGACUAUUCCAUAGAGAAAAAGGAAAAAAAAGAAAAAAAAAACGCACGUGAACGAGGAAAAAAAAAAUUUAAAG
Molecule: messenger RNA, 2180 nt
Organism: Apis mellifera (honey bee)
Lineage: Eukaryota; Metazoa; Arthropoda; Insecta; Hymenoptera; Apidae
Gene: yki
Product: transcriptional coactivator YAP1
Exons: 5
Coding region: 426-1949 (507 amino acids)
Biological process (GO): hippo signaling; positive regulation of transcription by RNA polymerase II
Cellular component (GO): cytoplasm; nucleus
Molecular function (GO): protein binding; transcription coactivator activity
Source: RefSeq, a predicted model, not a curated record